Molecule: messenger RNA, 956 nt
Organism: Dentiscutata heterogama
Lineage: Eukaryota; Fungi; Glomeromycota; Glomeromycetes; Diversisporales; Gigasporaceae
Source: the annotation of a GenBank genome assembly
UAGAUUCGUUCAAUGACACAGUCGAUACGAUUCAAAGUUCAGAACAGAAACAUGAAGGUUCGACUUUUAUUUUAGGACAAAUUAUUUCUCAAAAUGAAUUGGCACUAGCACAAUCAAAUACAAAAUAUGAUGUUUUUGAUGAGUUUUUAGAGCUUGGUAUAAAAAGUAAAUCCCGUGGUGAUGACGCAGACAAUAAUACGAUUGUCGCAAGUGACAAAAAUAGUAAGAAACGGGAAGCCAAAAAUGACAACGUUGUACGAAAAGAAACCACCAGACGUGCUUUAAAGGACAAAUCAAAUAAAAAAAAUAAUGCCACAAAUCAGAUAAAAGAAGUCGUUAUUAGAUCUAAUCUUGUAUCUGAGAAGAAUCGGGAUAAAGACUUAUUGCAAAAGAAUAAGGGUUUAGAAAAAGACGAAAAGCGAGUCGAUUUCAAGAUUUACGAUGAUAAUAGUGAACUUAUCGUCAGUUCUGCGACAGAACCUGGUGAGUUGCAAGAACAUGACUAUUUAAACGACACACAUAUUUCGGAAGACUGGCGUGAUAUGAAGCCAAUCAUGACAUCAACUCCCGUCAAAGUUACAAAUGAUUCGCAAUAUCACACAAAUAAUGUAUCUUCAGCAUCACUCGAAGAAAUUGGUAACAUCUUACCGUCAGAUGACGACACAGAAGAUAAAGAAGACAAAGAAGCUUUAAAAAGUCCACCACGAACAGCCGAUUCCCAAAAAGAAGUCGAGAAACAAUCAGUAGGGUCGCUUGAAUCAAAGGGCGACCAAAAUAGACAAGAAAACUUGGAUUAUGAUCCAUCACCUGACCCGCUUACACUUCCAAUCCGACCGGAAGACCAGAGAUUGCCACCACCACCAAAAGGAGGAUAUCAAAUAAUAAAAAGGAUCCUGGAUAGACCGUUAACACCAACUUCAGAGAUUGAUGAAUUGUCUGCUGCAUAUUAUAUGUAA